Pogonomyrmex barbatus (red harvester ant) is the source of this 1335-nucleotide messenger RNA. Its product is annotated as acetylcholine receptor subunit alpha-like 1. Gene Ontology annotation, cellular component: membrane. Gene Ontology annotation, molecular function: transmembrane signaling receptor activity; extracellular ligand-gated monoatomic ion channel activity. NCBI's taxonomy places the organism in Eukaryota, Metazoa, Arthropoda, Insecta, Hymenoptera, Formicidae. Gene Ontology annotation, biological process: monoatomic ion transmembrane transport. The record is from RefSeq and is a predicted model, not a curated record.
UAAAGUAUAAAUUAUUGUAUCUCAUAUAAUAAGAUUAUAGCUUCUGACAGUGUUCCUCGACGAUUAACAGGAUCUCCUAUGUGGAAUUAUACUUGGACCGAUCGAUUAAAGCAAGAUCUAUUCGUGAAGUACGAUAAGUUUGCUCGACCAACGCAACAUUUUAAUACUACGGUGGUCAACUUUGACAUUGCUUUACUUUAUAUUAAUAUAAAUGAUUUCAAAUCAACUAUCACUGUCAAUGGAUGGGCUUCUCAUGUAUGGACAGAUGAGAAACUUAAAUGGGAUCCCACAAAAUAUGGCAAUAUCCAAAAUAUCCAUGUGGGAAGUCAUGAAGUAUGGCAACCGGAUAUUUUGUUAUAUCACAGUGGAACUGCAGGUACAGUCGAGCAUUAUGGUGAUACGCACUGCAUCAUCUACCAUGAUGGUCAAGUGUUAUGGGUGCCACCGGCGCAAUUUAUUGGACUUUGCGAAUUAGAUUUUCGUCUGUGGCCUUUUGACACUCAAGUUUGCAACAUGACGUUUGGUUCCUGGACGUUUCAUGGCGAGCAAAUCGAUAUGCGAUUGAGAGAAAAUGAAGAUAUGGAACCUUUGUACGUGAAAAAUGCGAAGUGGAAAUUAUUGGAUGUGAGCAAAUCGCGUGCAUCGGUCAUGUAUUCCUGUUGUCCAGAACCAUACACUAAUCUGAAUUUUAAGAUGACUUUAAAAAGAAAUUCAGCGCUUUAUUGCAGUACAUUGCUCAUGCCUGCUGCCGCUAUAGUUUUCCUGGUUCUGGCCACGUUUUGGUUACCACCUCAAAGUGAAAUAAAAGUCAGUGUUGCAGCAUGUACUAUAUUAAUCAUCGCCGUGUUUUUAGUCUUCAUGAGCCUUAUAGUACCAUUAACUGCAAACCCUCCGCUUAUAGCUUAUUUUUUUAGUGGUUGCCUUUGUUUAGAAACAAUUACGUUGAUAUUAUCAGUAUUGGUAAUCAACAUGUCGAAAAGGAUUUAUUGCAAACCACUUCCCCGAAAUAUUAAACUAUGUUUAUUAGGUUGGCCUGGAAAGCUGUUAGGACUUUCCGAUCUUAUAAAUAUGAUCGAAUCACGACGGCCUACGCCAAAUCAAGAGAUGCGUGGCAAACUUACGGAGGAAUCCACUACUAAUUCGACGUCUAACAUUUCGGACGAUGGAGAUCGACAAAAUAUUAUUUCGCCAACGAAAAGUAUUACGCAAUUAGAAUGGAUUUUAGCAGGCACAGCUGUUGAUCGUAUAGCUUUUGUGUUGUUCUGUUUGAUUUUAACAACAAUGGCAAUAGUAUGUAUAGGUUAAUUCGUUAAAUAAAAUUUUUUCUAAACUGUU